Messenger RNA from Mus caroli (Ryukyu mouse), 444 nucleotides. NCBI's taxonomy places the organism in Eukaryota, Metazoa, Chordata, Mammalia, Rodentia, Muridae. The record is from RefSeq and is a predicted model, not a curated record.
AUGGCCCAGUUUGAGACCCUGAAUGCAAUGGUGUCACCCAGGAGAGCAACGAGAGGAAGUGCGGGUCUCGAUCUCAGUUCUGCCACCCGACUCAUAUUAACCCCAUGCAUGGGCAUCCAGCUGGUGGAUACGGAUUUCAAAGGCCCAUUACCGGCCGAUACAGUGGGGUUUAUUUUAGGGAGAAGCUCGGUUACUAUGCAAGAAUUAAUAAUUCAUCCGGGAGUGAUAGAUCCAGAUUUUACCGGACAAAUUAAGAUAAUGGUAUCUUCCCCUAGAGGCAUUAUUGCCAUUUCUUCUGGGGAUAGGAUAGCUCAAUUGCUUCUUUUAUCUACUGUCAUUCUCAAUUUCCUGAAAAAGAUUCAGAACGUGGGGACAAGGGCUUCGGCUCAAGAGGGAUUUCUAAUGUUUUUUGCUCUUUGGAUCUUGAUACCCGACCUUUAUUAA